This is a messenger RNA of Penicillium waksmanii, 948 nucleotides long. RefSeq names its product GID4/VID24 family protein. The transcript is spliced from 4 exons. NCBI's taxonomy places the organism in Eukaryota, Fungi, Ascomycota, Eurotiomycetes, Eurotiales, Aspergillaceae. Bases 1 to 948 code for a protein of 315 amino acids. Gene Ontology annotation, cellular component: GID complex; extrinsic component of membrane. The record is from RefSeq and is a predicted model, not a curated record. Gene Ontology annotation, biological process: proteasome-mediated ubiquitin-dependent protein catabolic process; negative regulation of gluconeogenesis; protein catabolic process in the vacuole.
AUGCCGACCCCGAGUGACAACCAGCCGACUUCGAUCGCCGACGUGAUCUCCGCUCGCACCUGUCCACCAGACCUUGAUCGAAUCUCGGCCUGGAGAGACUCGCCGGACUCGACUGAUGAGGCCAGUGACCCCCUGGAUGAGAUUCUGUCGCCCUCAAGUGGCACUACGCCCUUCAUGUUGAAUCGGUCCGAUGAUGGAGGUGCGCUUUUAGCGCCCGAGGCGCUCAAAGUGGAGCAGAAGUUGGCUCCCAGCACGGACUUGGACAUGGGCCGUGAGAGAUCCGUAUCUCCAACGGAUCCAUGCGAUCGUGGUCGCUCAUCGCCGGUGAUGCCGACUCCGGCGCUGAUGCGCUAUGAAUUUUCUAAUGUUCGGCUUUUGCCAAACCAUACCUCGUCGUUUCUUCGCUCCGGAAGCAGAUUUGCUGGUACUCAAAUGUCCGACAAACAAGUUUACAAUGUUGAUGUGGAGAUCAAACAUGUGGACAUAGCAGAAUCUUACCUUUGCGGCUACCUGCGCAUUCAAGGUUUGACUGAGGAUCAUCCUACUUUGACAACUUUCUUUGAGGGCGAAAUGAUUGGCACCAAACACAGUUUCAUCACUCGCAACGAGGAAUGGGGUGCCAACGAGAAGACCGACAUACACCACUGGUCUCGGUUUCCGGCGUGGAAACCACUUGCUAAACAAGCCAAGAAGACUGACUUCACACUACGCAACUUUGCCCAGCAUGAGCACGUAUUCAUGCGGUGGAAGGAAUACUUCCUCGUUCCGGACCACCGAGUUCGAACAAUCUCAGGCGCCAGCUUCGAAGGAUUUUACUAUAUCUGCUUCAACCAGAUACAAGGAUCCGUGAGCGGUGUAUAUUUCCAUGCGAAGAGCGAGAGAUUCCAACAGCUUGAGCUUAAGCAUGUCGAGGAUCGUGGAUGUGCGCCAGUAGUCGAGUUCCGUUAA